AUGUCAUCUGAAUUCACAGCUGAGCAAUGCAAAACUUCCGACCUCCCACAAGUUCUACCGGCACAUCAAGCCUCGGUGCCCAACGCCUCAAAAGUAUCCAAAUUUGGAUCCACUCAACUCUCGACAAUCACACAUCCUAAUAGAAUACCACAUUUGCAGCCAUCAUUUCCUCCCCAUAGCCAUGGUAGCGUCUAUCCAAACAAUUCUAUGAACAACCUUUCAAAAACUCAAUGCAGCCCUCGAACCUCUCCAUCACAUCCUCCUACUUGUCAGAAUAGGCUCGGCUCAUCUGUCGGUACCCCAGCCUUUCCCAUGGUUGAUGAUUCUGGAGUGGCGAGACGGCCUUCAUCAAAUUGCCAACCCCUACAGGUGCCGGCUUCGCCCACCUUGGGCCCUCGGUCCACUUCACCCGGCUAUUCAGGGGCGCUUAUGACUGCUGCUCAAAUUGUAGCUGCCGACGACGUCGAAGAUACCAAAACUCGUCAGUAUCAGCAUUACCCUUUCCAGCAUUCAUGUCAGAGAGGACAUCUGGUGCUAGAGGAGACGUCUGGUCUCCAGGGUACGUAA
Messenger RNA from Protopolystoma xenopodis, 567 nucleotides. NCBI's taxonomy places the organism in Eukaryota, Metazoa, Platyhelminthes, Monogenea, Polystomatidea, Polystomatidae. The record is from the annotation of a GenBank genome assembly.